AUGAGUGUGAUAGAAGGUGAGCGAGCAGCUUACCUUUUAGAUGCCCAGAACAAAGCAGUCCAACUUUUUGAGGAAAUAGAGGAGAAGCUUAUUCGACCCGGUAUCAGCGAGAAGACGUUGAGCGAUGAGAUCCAUAAACUUGGGACAGAACGCCAUGGUGUUAAAACACAUUGGCACAAAAGAGUUGUCAGAAGCGGACCAAACACCCUUCUACCAUUUGAGGAUAAUCCACCUGAUCGUAUCAUUGGAGAAGAUGACAUCCUAUAUGUCGACCUAGGACCAGUAUUUGAGGCCUGGGAGGCCGACUUUGGACGUACCUUCGUGCUUGGCGAUGACCCCAAUAAGAAACGUCUACGCGACUCUCUUGCCCCAGUCUGGAAAAUAGUGAAAUCUCGGUACCAGGAGAAUCCAGAUAUGACGGGCGAUCAAUUGUAUGGCAUUGCCUGCGAAGAAGCUCGAAACGCUGGUUGGGAAUUCGGCGCCAAACUUGCUGGACAUCUAGUCGGGCUUUUCCCACAUGAACGUAUUCCCCGGGACAGAAUAUCUCUUUAUAUUACCAAGGGGAACGACCAAAGAAUGAGCAAUCCUGGCAAAGAUGGAAAUAAGCGGCACUGGAUUCUUGAGAUCCAUCUUCGCGACAACAAAAACAAGGUCGGGGCUUUCUACGAACAACUCUUGACAGUUGAUUAG
Daldinia childiae is the source of this 690-nucleotide messenger RNA. RefSeq lists its product as uncharacterized. NCBI's taxonomy places the organism in Eukaryota, Fungi, Ascomycota, Sordariomycetes, Xylariales, Hypoxylaceae. Bases 1 to 690 code for a protein of 229 amino acids. The transcript has a single exon. The record is from RefSeq and is a predicted model, not a curated record.